AUGCUGUCGUCGCUGCCAGAAGACCGGAUGUUGGACCUUGAGUUCCGCUCUCUGUCGCAUUCUGUGGCUCUCGACCGGAAGAAAGGUAAGACUCAAAUCGCGGAGUUGACGCCUCGUGUUCUGACGAGGCCCGACGGGCGCCGACAAAUUCCUGGCAUAGCUGCGCAUUUUCUUACCAGUUCUGAGGAAGAGAAUUUUAUGACGGCCAAAUUUCAUCAACGGAACGCGUACGAUUCUGAUCACCGGAAACGACUCAUGCAAUGCCUCUCUCCAAACAGGAACCAAGAAGAUCCUCCACGAUAUCUAUGGCCGGUUCCGCCCUGGGACGCUUUCUGCGAUAAUUGGACCAUCCGGUGCCGGGAAAACAGCUCUUCUGAACGUCCUUGCGGGAUACAAGUAAGCACGAGCAUCAAUUUUUUUCACCCCUCAUUUCUUCCGGAACCAACGGGGCACCCAGUGUCGAUGCGGGAGUGUUCGUGGCCCGGGUACGAGGAGUUCAUUCUUCUUAUUUUCACUUGGCAACAGAGCUGA
Molecule: messenger RNA, 531 nt
Organism: Notodromas monacha
Lineage: Eukaryota; Metazoa; Arthropoda; Ostracoda; Podocopida; Cyprididae
Source: the annotation of a GenBank genome assembly